ACAUCUUCGUGCUGGUCUUCGCCAUGGACAGCCGGGAGUCCUUCGAGGAGGUGAUCCGCCUCCGGGAGCAGAUUCUGGAGACCAAGGCCAGUGCUACCAGUGGGGGCAGCCGGGGGAAGAGACAGGCGCCCAGGGUGCCCAUGGCGAUCGCUGGCAACAAGUGCGAUCGGGAACUGAAAACUGUCCAACCCGAAGAAGCAGUCACUUACUGCACAACCCAGGAUUCGGCUUGCGUCUUCGUCGAGACGUCGGCCAAGAAGAACUACCAGGUCGACGACCUUUUCUACGAGCUCUUCGUAGUCGCCAACUUACCCCUCGAAAUGGCUCCCAACCACCACAAGCGGGUCAGUACAGCCUUUGGCAGUCCUUGCACGCUGCCGCCUACCAGUAGCCAAAGCAAUAGAAGUAAGAAAUGCACGCUGUCCAUAAAGAGAAGAUUGUCAGACGCCUGCGGCGUGGUCGCUCCCAAUGUCAGGAGGCCCAGCAUCAGGACAGACCUGAUGAUCAUGAGAACAAAGACUUGUGCCAAAGGCGAGAGCGACAGUGCCAGCGGCAGUCCCAAGCUCACCCUCAAUCGGUUGGUCAGGUCUAACCCCCAAACCGAUAAGCGAUCUUGUGUCAUUCAGUGAAGUGUUAAUAUUGAACAAUUUACAGAAAUUCAAGGCUUUUACGCCUGAGGUAUUUUUGAGACAGGUGCUAUUCUAACCAUCUGAGAGUGGAAAUAAAGGCCCUUUGGAAAAUCGGAUAGGUACAACGGCGAAGUUGAAUACCCCAUUAGAGUUAAAUUAAGAUAACUUACUUUAUGGAGUCAAUCAAAUAAAUUGCUACAAAUUACAUAAUUCCUCGAGUUUUCUCGGAACCGACAA
Ostrinia nubilalis (European corn borer) is the source of this 866-nucleotide messenger RNA. Its product is annotated as GTP-binding protein Rhes-like. The transcript is spliced from 2 exons. Gene Ontology annotation, biological process: signal transduction. The record is from RefSeq and is a predicted model, not a curated record. The coding region runs from base 24 to 629 and encodes 201 amino acids. Gene Ontology annotation, molecular function: G-protein beta-subunit binding; GTPase activity; GTP binding. NCBI's taxonomy places the organism in Eukaryota, Metazoa, Arthropoda, Insecta, Lepidoptera, Crambidae.